Messenger RNA from Cottoperca gobio, 1360 nucleotides. It is a transcript of the gene mak16, whose product is annotated as MAK16 homolog (S. cerevisiae). Lineage: Eukaryota; Metazoa; Chordata; Actinopteri; Perciformes; Bovichtidae. The record is from RefSeq and is a predicted model, not a curated record. Bases 181 to 1098 code for a protein of 305 amino acids. Gene Ontology annotation, biological process: maturation of 5.8S rRNA; maturation of LSU-rRNA. Gene Ontology annotation, cellular component: nucleolus; preribosome, large subunit precursor. The transcript has 10 exons.
CGGCUGCCUGUAAGCACCAACGAAGAAGAAGAAGAAGAAGAGCUCUCCCACAUGACUGUCCAUGUGGCUUUGGAGACCGAAACACUCCUUCAUAGCUUCACAUUAAUUUAUUAAAUAUCAUUAAAACAAACAGUAGUCUGGUUGAGGAGAAGCUGCGAGCAGCUCUGCGGGGAACUAAAAAUGCAACACGAUGACGUGAUCUGGGACAUUAUUGGGAACGCACAGUUCUGCUCCUUCAAAGUCAAGACGAAGAGUCAGGGCUUCUGUCGCAAUGAAUACAACAUCACAGGGUUGUGUAACCGCUCGUCCUGUCCGCUGGCCAACAGUCAGUACGCCACCAUCAGAGAGGAGAAAGGUCAGUGUUUCCUCUACAUGAAGGUGAUCGAGAGAGCAGCUUUUCCUGCCAAGAUGUGGGAGAAGGUGAAGCUCAGUAAAAACUACGAGAAAGCUCUGGAACAGAUUGAUAAGAAUUUGAUCUACUGGCCUCGAUUCAUCCGUCACAAAUGCAAACAGCGUUUCACCAAAAUCACUCAGUACCUGAUCCGCAUGCGCAAACUGGUCCUCAAGAGACAGAGGAAGUUGGUUCCCCUCAGCAGGAAGGUGGAGCGGAGAGAGAAAAGGAAAGAGGAGAAAGCUCUGAUCGCUGCUCAGCUGGAUAACGCCAUCGAGAAGGAGCUUCUGGAGAGACUGAAACAGGGAACGUAUGGAGACAUCUACAACUUCCCAAUCCAAGCCUUUGAUAAGGCUCUGGAGCAGCAGGAUGAAGAGAGCGAGGAGGAGGAGGAGGAAGAUGAGGAGGAGGAGGUGGAGGAUGAUGAGGACGUUGGGAAGAGUGAGUUUGUAGCAGAAGAAGAAGUGGAUGAGAGCGACCUGAGCGACUUCGAGGAAAUGAACAAACUUAAGACUAGCAGUGACGAGGAGGAAGAGGAGUCCAGUGAAGAGGAAGAGGAUGAGGAUGAGGAGGAGAUGGAGGUCGAGACAAAGACCUCCAAGUCUAAAGGCAAAUCUCCAGCCAACGGCUCGGCGGUGAGGAAGAAGCGAGCGUACGUGGAGAUAGAGUACGAGACAGAGCCCGUCUCCAAGAGCACAGCCACGUAGUGAAGCCCCGCCCUCUGCUGAGGACAUCAGUUUGUUCGUAGAGACUGAAUGGAAGUUUGUGAAUGGACACGCAGGAAGGAUCUGACCUGGAAUCCGAUCUGAUUAUUAAACACCCAAAGUGACUUUAAACUUUCUUUUUCUGCCUAACUUUGACUUUUAAAAUAACUGCUUUGUUUUAUUAAUAUCGAAUCCAUAAUCCACUUUGAAAACACAAAAUAACGGAUGAACAUGUCAAUAAAUCUAUUUUGGAAAAAACUGUAAA